Elgaria multicarinata webbii is the source of this 1264-nucleotide messenger RNA. RefSeq names its product fibronectin type III and ankyrin repeat domains 1 (gene FANK1). The record is from RefSeq and is a predicted model, not a curated record. Bases 1 to 1164 code for a protein of 387 amino acids. Gene Ontology annotation, molecular function: protein binding. The transcript is spliced from 11 exons. Gene Ontology annotation, biological process: regulation of apoptotic process. NCBI's taxonomy places the organism in Eukaryota, Metazoa, Chordata, Lepidosauria, Squamata, Anguidae. Gene Ontology annotation, cellular component: nucleus.
AUGUUAUCUGAAGGACCACCUACACCUGUAGGAGCCUGCUCAAGCAUUAAGAUCACCACCAGAGGUCCUACUCCCCAGGAUGAGCCAUUAGGACUUUGUCAGUGUGAUUCAUUUGUAGGAAGACAUUCCAUCUCACAACCACAGCCUCCAGUUGUAGGCCAUGUCAGCCACCACAAUGUUCAACUUAGCUGGAACUUGGAAGAACAACGAAAAGGCCCUCAGGAGCAAUGGUUAAAAAUUUCAGUUGAAGAAGAGGACCCUAAAUUGCAUAGAUAUGGUCUAAUUUACACGGGAUAUGCUCGACAGCAUGUUGUGGAAGGUCUUGAACCAAGAACAACCUACAGAUUUCGGCUUAAAGUCACAGAUCCUGCAGGGGAGUCUUUUUACAGCUCACCUGUUUGUGUAACCACAACAAGUGAACCAUUGAGUGGCGACCACCUCCACCGUGCUGUAAGCAGGAAUGAUAUAGAUGAAGUUGUUAAUAUUCUUCGGGGAAGGAAAGUGGUGGUAGAUACACUCAAUAAACUAGGAUUUUCAGCUUUGAUGGUUGUUUCACAAAAAGGAUAUAUGAGACUUGCACACAUUUUGGUAGAAAAUGGAGCAGAAGUAAACAAGAAGAAUUCCAGUGGAAAAGACAGUUUAAUGAUAGCUUGCUUUGCUGGUCACCUGGACAUUGUUCAGUAUCUUAGAAGCCAAGGAGCUUCCUGGCAAUCCAGAGACCUUGGGGGAUGUACAGCUAUGCACUGGGCUGUUGAUGGAGGGUACUGUGAUGUUAUUGAAUGGAUGAUCCAGGAUGGAUGUGAGGUUGAUCCUAAAGACACAGGCUUGGAGUGGACUCCACUGAUGAGGCUGUGUGCAAUAACAGGAAAAGCAGAUGUGGCCACACUUUUAAUAGAUGCUGGAGCUGAUGUAAACGUAAAAGAUAAAGAUGGCAAGACACCUUUAAUGGUGGCAGCAUUAAAUAACCAAGAGGAACUGGUUAAGUUAUUGCUAGAGAGGGGAGCAGAUCCUGAUGUUAAAAAUGAGUUUGGCAAAGGUGCCCUGGAAAUGGCUAGAGGUUUGAACAGGCAGAGUGUGGUUUCGAUAAUAGAAGAUAAAAAAAGGCAAUCAAGUAGUAUGACAGUUGAUCUUUCUUCAUCGCAACUGUGUGAAGCAAGUAAAUGAAAUCCUAAUCUUUCCUGAGGUCUAGUUGUUUGCCUUUUUCCUGUUUCGUUGUUACACAUUCUUGGGACAUCUUGAUUAAAACGUUAGCUUUGCUUCUUCA